CUGUUUGCUAGGGGCUAUCUUGCGCUGCUGCUGUAGCUCUGAGCUGUCUUGUUCAUGUCGGACGUACCAAAACUCCGUAUAACUCUCCUUGGGGCUGGACAGGAAGUCGGAAGGUCUUGUUGCGUUAUACAAUAUCGUGGCCGGACAAUCGUCUGCGAUGCCGGCGUCCACCCAGCUUAUAGCGGAAUUGCGUCUCUUCCCUUCAUAGACGAUUUGGACUGGAGUACCGUCGACGUCCUGCUCAUCACACAUUUCCACCUCGAUCAUGCUGCAGCACUCACGUACAUUAUGGAGAAGACGAAUUUCCGCGACGGCAAGGGCAAGGUGUACAUGACGCACCCUACGAAGGCUCUCCACAAAUUCAUGAUGCAAGAUUUCGUUCGAAUGAGCACUUCCUCCGCAGACACCCUGUUCACACCGCUGGAGAUGUCUAUGUCUCUUGCAUCUAUCAUUCCGGUCUCGGCCCACCAGGUGAUCACCCCCUGUCCUGGUGUCACUUUCACGCCCUACCACGCUGGUCAUGUUCUUGGAGCUUGCAUGUUCUUGAUCGAUAUUGCUGGUCUGAAGAUCCUGUACACUGGCGACUACUCUCGGGAAGAGGACCGACAUCUGGUCAAGGCCGAAAUCCCACCGAUACACCCCGACGUGCUCAUCGUGGAGAGCACGUACGGGGUCCAAAGUCACGAGCCCAGAGACGACAAGGAGGCGCGUUUCACUAAUCUAGUGCACUCCAUCAUCCGUCGCGGAGGCCAUGUCCUCCUCCCUACGUUCGCGUUGGGACGGGCGCAGGAGCUUCUGCUGAUUCUGGACGAAUACUGGGCAAAACAUCCGGAUCUUCACAAUGUACCAAUAUACUACGCCUCCAGCCUCGCCCGGAAGUGCAUGGCUGUGUACCAGACGUACAUCCAUACCAUGAACUCCAAUGUAAGAACACGGUUCGCGAAGCGCGACAACCCCUUUGUAUUCAAGCAUAUCACGAACGUUCCCGGCACGCGAGGGUGGGAGCGCAAGAUCGCUGAGGGCCCGCCAUGUGUCGUGUUGGCAUCACCCGGGUUCAUGAACUCGGGCCCCAGCCGGGAACUCCUGGAGCUCUGGGCGUCGGACUCGAAAAACGGCUGCAUCGUGACGGGAUACUCCGUGGAAGGGACGAUGGCGAGGGACAUCCUCAACGAGCCUAGCGAGAUCGUCGGCAUGAAAGGGAACACGAUCCAGAGAAAGCUCUCGGUCGACUACAUCUCGUUCAGCGCGCACGUGGACUACUCGCAGAACUCGGAGUUCAUGGAGCUCGUCAAGCCUCAGCAUAUCGUACUAGUCCACGGCGAGGCGACGGGCAUGGGCCGUCUCAAGGCCGCCAUGCAGGACCGGUACAAGAGCCGGGACGAGGAGAUCAAGAUUCAUACGCCACGCAACCUGGAGACACUGGAGCUGACCUUCCGCAGCGAGCGUGUGGCGAAGGCCAUCGGCACGCUCGCCGCGCACCCGCCACAGCCAAACGACGUCAUCUCGGGGUUGCUGGUGUCCAAGGACUACUCGUACACGCUGCUGGACCCGCGCGACUUGCGGGACUUCGCCGGGCUGACGACGUGCGUGGUGACGCAGCGGCAGAAGGUCGCGCUCGGCGUCGGCUGGGACCUCGUCCGCUGGCAUUUGGAGGGCAUGUUCGGGCAGAUCGAGGAGGGGCUGGACAAGGACGGCAUCCAGACCAUGAGGGUCAUGGGCGCCGUGGACGUCAAGCUGUCGGGGGAGCAAGAGCUCACGCUCGAGUGGGACUCGAGCGCAAGCAACGACAUGAUCGCCGACGCGACGCUCGCGCUCAUCAGCGGGAUCGACAAGAGCCCCGCCUCCGUGAAAUUGACGACGCAUGCGCACUCGCACUCGCACCCCCCCGAACACCGGCAUCCUCACGCAGACAUCACCGACGAAUCCGCGCCCGUGACGCGGAUACAGCGCCUCUGCUGGUUCCUCGAGGCGCACUUCGGCGACGUCGAGCUGCACAUGCCCGAAGAGGACGACGCGGAGCAGAGCGAGGACGCCCCCGAGCCCUCUCUCCUGGUCACGCUAGACGAGGCGGACGCCGUCAUCAAUCUGCUCUCUAUGACGGUGACGAGCUCGAGCGAAGCCCUGAGGCGGCGCGUGGAGGCCGUCCUCGAUAUGGCCGUGUCGACGGUCAGCUCGCUCAGCGAGGCGUUCACCGCCGGCGUGCCCCUCCAGGUGGAGGAGGCGGCGCAGGGCGAGAGCGGGGGCAAGGACAAGUCCGGUUCGUCGUCUGGCCUCCCCGCGAUUCCGGAGGACAGGGAGGAGAACCCCGAGAAGGAUGUGUCUAUGGAGGACGCGGAAAAGCCGGAGGUGAACGGUGCCGAUACGGAGGUCCCUCAGGCCGACGGCGAGGAUGGAGCGGCGGGCGACGGAGACGACGGAGACGAUGGAGACGACGGUGAGGACGAAGAGGAAGAGGAUGAUGCUAUCUUGCAAGUGCACGUUUAGGUACCUUUGUCUUUGCUCUGUGUUUCGAACGACGUGUUUUCGUAGUACG
Messenger RNA from Dichomitus squalens LYAD-421 SS1, 2533 nucleotides. Its product is annotated as Metallo-hydrolase/oxidoreductase. Gene Ontology annotation, molecular function: RNA endonuclease activity; RNA binding; 5'-3' exonuclease activity. The transcript has 11 exons. Lineage: Eukaryota; Fungi; Basidiomycota; Agaricomycetes; Polyporales; Polyporaceae. The record is from RefSeq and is a predicted model, not a curated record. The coding region runs from base 55 to 2484 and encodes 809 amino acids. Gene Ontology annotation, cellular component: mRNA cleavage and polyadenylation specificity factor complex. Gene Ontology annotation, biological process: mRNA 3'-end processing by stem-loop binding and cleavage.